CUGUUCGCUGUCAUUCGCUCAUGUGAUAUGGACUUCGCGUGAUGUGUGGCGGCUGGUACUUUGAGAUGACGAUGGAUCACCGGAAAUGUUAAUUAAUAUAUAUAUAUAUAUAUAUACAUAAGUUUACGACGGGAGUCUGACGGCACAGAGAAGGAAUGAAGACUAAUUUAAAAGUUCCCCUGUGGAUCUUUCGACACGCAUCCCAAAUCUCAGCUAAACGGCGUCUUCGCCGAAAUACUGUCCGCCCAACUGCAGCCGGGAUUUGAACCUGCCAACAGAGAAUCCGGAGGCCGGUACUUUGCCUCGAAGGCGGCUUUCGUCGGUCAGUUACUGACCAUCUGCAGCUGCCAGCCAAAAAUGCAGCACGACAGACCGCAAUCGAGAGCGAAAUGUACAGCGUGACACAUUUAACACGAACAAAGGAUCGCCUGCUUUUCUCUCACAACUGCAACGCUGUCAACAGUCAAAGCUACCACUAUUAGGGUGGAAUGUGCUCGAGGUGGUCAAACUUGCUCGGCAGAGUGCCCUGUCUGCGUAACAUGCGAAAAAGCGCCGUUGCCGUGUUCGCGCUAACAGCGUCGCUCAAUGUACGUGCUCCUUGUGCGCAGAAGGUCCCUUCGCGCGUUUCCCUUUAUUCUCCCCCAAAGACGUCGGAAGCCCGGCGGCAGCCACGUGGCCAGCCCGGACGCUCGGUGGCCAGAAGACGUACCCGCGGGCGUUGCCCCGUCGCGGGUUCCCCCGGCGGCGGGCAGGUGAUCGCCGGGAAGGAGGGCGAAAGGGGCCGACCUGCGGUGGCCGUCGGAAGCGACGUUCACGCGAAGCGAUUGCGCCGGAGGCCAGGGCAUGCGGGCAAUCUCGCCCUCCCGGGUCAGAACCCCCCGCAGGUGCGCCCUUCCCCCGAGGGCGGACGAUCCAGCGGCUCGCGGGACGGGAAGGCCGACGCAGCCGCCCAAUCGGCCUGGAAGCGGCCGCACGGGCGCACACGAAGCGUCCGCCGUCGCAAAUGGCAACUGGAAACAGCCGAACGGAAAGGGAGCGGCGGACCGACCGUUCCGAGAACGACCCACCGCCUGACGGGAAGGGGCCCGGCCGAGAGGCACGCCGUCGGCGCGCCAGUCGCUCGCGCGCGUCCAGGGAGAGUGCUCGUCCAGGGGACCGUUUCCACGGGCGCCAGAAAACGGGGCACGCGCCUGUUGCUCGGCUGCUGGUCCGGCGAUGACGGCGGCCGCCGCGACCGUUCACCUUGGCUCCAGAAGAACGACCAGUGCAAAAUGAUGCAGCGGGCCCUGUUGCCCCUGUUGGUGGCUGCAGCAUGUGCCUUGGGGCUGACCCUGGCCUGCAACGAAGCCAUCUGUGCAUCCAUAGUGAGCAAGUGCAUGCUCACCCAGUCGUGCAAGUGCGACAAGCUCAAUGUCACCUGCAGCCGAGACUGCUUCUACUGCCUUGACUACCUUUACACCGAGUGCUGCUCCUGUGUAGAGAUGUGCCCAAGGGCCAACGAAACCAUCUCUCUAAGUCACAAGUCCAACAUCGAGGAUCUGCCAGACCCAACCCAUGGGCUGUUCGCGCUCCUCACCGAGGAGGCCGACCGGUCCUUGCGAUGGCGCUCCUACACGUUCCCCGUCCACGUGGCCCUUUACAGUCCUGUGCACGACAAGGACAUUAAGUUCAAAGCUGUGGUGUCAAGUGGAAAUACAUCUGAGUUAAGUGAAGAGGAGGAUGUGCAAGUGAACUGUACUGUGGCAUUCAUGUCACAGUGCAUGUCACUCAACAAGUGCCGGGAGUCCUGCCUCUCCAUGGGGGCUUCGAGCUACCGGUGGUUCCACGAUGGCUGCUGCCAAUGUGUUGGUAGCAUGUGCAUCAACUAUGGGAUCAACGAGAGCAGAUGUCUGCAGUGCCCAUACUCCAAGGAGCUGAUGGACUUGGACGAGGAGCAGGACGAAGAGGUGCCCAUCGAGGACCCCGAGCGGCACGUGUACCACCGUGUCGACUACCCGGACAACUACUACAGUGCCAAGGAGAAGGACGAGGACAAAACCAAUGCGGUGGAUGCUCCAGCUGAAAGUGUCCACUCCACAUGAAGGCAGUGCAAACCACGUGCAUCCUGCUGGUGCAAUACAACCUCGCCCAAGCCCGAUGGCAGGAGAGCCCUCGAGGCAUGCCUGCAAUCCUGUAGUCAGUGUACAUAGACUGCCAAGCACUCGGCCCAGGUCACUUUGGCGACUAGCCAGUCCCCUGCACUUUCAAGCUGCUCACAAAACAGCCUGUUGCAUUUCUGCGAGGACAGUGGCAAUGCACACGUAGUAGCCUAAUAUAUUGAAACCAGAGACUGACUGUGUAGUGAAAGGAGCCCAUCACCCUGGGUCACGCAGAGGACCACCGGACCGAGACUGUCAAACAAGUGCUUUAGUGGAAAAGCGCCGUCUGCAGACAAUUGCGCCAACCACAACCAACCGUGUGUGCAAAGCCACCAACGAUAUUGACGAGCAUGUGCAUUGUUGCAUGUAGUUGAUUAUCAAGUCAUCAGUGCCUUCGAGCUUUUUUGUUUUUUUUGUUUUGCUUUCUGUUGGAGCUGUGUUUUGUUGCCAGGUGCAUGCAAAUUCCGAGUACAAUGUCUUCCAUUGUGUGUACAAGUGUUGUGCUGCAGAGGCCUGUACCCAGACCAAUCUUGUGCUACAUCCCUGCCACCUGCAAGCAGGGCCAACGAAGGCUUUUGUAUGCUCUAUUAUAUUUAUUUAGAAAAGAGACAGUCUGAAUAGAGCGGUGUACAGGGAAAUAACUUGAGCAUCCAGAUGGCCAUAGCUGGGCAACUGCGUUGUUGUGCAAGUUUAGCGGAGCAAUGCAAUUACAACUGCAGUGCCUUCAUCCAUUAUGUGGUGAAACAGAUGUGCCAAGGGCUCAAUUACUCAUGACCCAUCAAUCACUUUCCCAACCAUGCAUCAAAGUAGUCACACUCAGGGGCCAUUAUCCUUUAACCAUUUUUACAACAUAAUUAAAUAAUAAUUAAAUAAUUCACAAACUAUUUUUUUUUUUUUUUCAAAUUUCUCCCAUUGUCUAAAAUGACUUCAUAUGCCUCAAAAUUGUCACAAUUUCCACUGUGAAUUCUAGACAGAACAAGGAACCUGCUGUUUCUAAAAUGUACAAAUGCCUACUCAUGUUUGUGUCCAAAAUGCAUGCCAUCAAUUACAUUAAAUUAAUAUUGUUUCUUUUCUUUAGGACUAGCAAGAAGUUACAUGUUACAAUAUGGUAAUAUUAAAUCCCAAAAAUAGAAGGUUGCAGAUCUAAACUUUUGUGGCAUGGGGCCUGUUCUCAUGGUUGUCAGAUGUCCCCCUUUUUCUAGGCCCGUAACAAAUAUGCUGGUGUAGUGAUUGGCAAUUUUGCCAUCAUUUUGUCUUGCAAAGUUGGAGUGAAACUCUGACAUGACAAAAUUCAUAGUCGUCACAUGUGCAGUUGUUUCCCUAGAGAGCCUGCCCAUAUGAUGGGGAAGCAACCCGGCACGGAGUCACCCCACUGCACAUGUGACGAAACAUUGUGACGAAAACACAAUCGGUACAUCCAGUAAUGACCCUUGGAGUCCAGUUCUAUUGGCUCUAACCAAAUGAGAAUCAAUUGCCCCCCAUUCACACGGCAAUCCCUCUAUGCACUAAAUUUGAGUUGGAGCUCGUCUCAAGAUGGGUGCAGACCAGAUGGCACACCUUCGAAAAAGUUAUUUUACGACGAUGUGAAAAAAUAUGGCUGUGCAUCAGUUUUAAUAGGUUUCUGAAGUAUGCUGUCCUUUCAAGCAGCAAAUAUACCAGACCAGAGCUAAAAUUCUACCCGACUACCCUUUAACUUAGUUACAUUCGGUCUGUCUCAGUAAGAGGCUUUCUGAAGCAAGAAAAUAUUGCUUCCCUUUGCUGCUUGCUUGUGCAAACAUUGUGUGUGGAAGAUUUCUGGGAAGAAACACCGGUGCACUGGGAAAGAUUAGUGUUUAUAGACAUGACCCCAUUAGGUAUACAGGCGGUGGCACUAUCCAUGGCAUAGCAUGUCGGAGGCACCCAGCAUUUCAACCUAUGGCUGGCACUCGGCUGUGCCGGCUCCGAUUUGGUGGCAAAGCAUGCAUGGCCACAGCUAAACAAGGAACAACUUUAGCCAUCAAUACGCUGUCCCUUGAGCAUCACUCAGUACUUGCUGUCAAAUUUUAUAAUACACAAGUACACUAGUCUUAAAAAGGAAAAGCAGCAGUACCAACGGAGACACCUUCAUUACGCAUCUACAUCUUGUACACACCAGUCCAGUAAAUCAUUUUUCCAUGCAGCAUUUUCUGUCAUGCAGAGCUGCUAUGUGCUGUAAAUUUUGAUCUCCAUUAAAAGUAACCCUGACGUUCCUGCAAUAUUAUUUGUGCUGCUAAGAUAAUAAGCACUGCAAGCAAGCUUGAAUGCACUCAAAAAUUUUCAUCAAUGUUUUACAGUAUGUAAACAGUGUAGAUUACAUCAUAGAAGUAAAAUAGAUGUAGACUAGAUCACAAAGAUUUGAAAGUGCACCAAUUUGCUGGUAGGCGACAGCUUCAUUUUUUACAUGCCCAGAUAAGUGGUGACAAAGUUCUGCUGUGCCAUAUCUAGACGGGGCUACUAUAAAAUUCAGAGAGAUGCCCCACCCCUUUUUUUUUGUUGCUUGAUUUGCUAUAUUUCUUUAAACACCGAAAGUUAGCCCACUCCAUGUCUUCACCCGACUUGUUCUUGAUGGUAGGUGGGCUAUCUCUCGGGAUUUUACGGUAAACGUUUCCACAAUAGGUGCAAAGCCCGAUUUUCACUACGAAAUACAAACAAUGAGUGGUGAGCUUUAGGUCACAAAAUUAAGGUUACUUUCUUCACUCUAAGGCAGGGGUCUCCAACCCCAGCCCACAGAAGUCUUCUGACUGGCCCGCAGUCCAUCCAAUGAAGCCCGGUUCGCGGCCUGCUUCCAGCAGACCUGCUGCUACCGGGACAAAAUAAAGCGCUCGUAAAGAAACUGCGCCGGUCUCCAAAUGUGCAAACGAAGAUGCCACAAAAAAACAGGAGAAACAGCAUCAUUACUCUUUUGGACUGCGCGAAUAUGCCAAAGUUCCCAAGCGCUUUGAUUUAUGCCUAGUAAGUUUUCUUGAUCACAAUUGUUGUGUAAUGUUAAAUAUUAAAUUUCAAAUAGAGUAUAUGUCUUCAUCCACCUUAGGUUUCUUUAAUACUUUAAUUGUUUCUGUGUUUAAAUGCUCAUCUAGGUUUAUUUAUAUAGUUCUUCCUUUUAUAAAUACACUUUUUUCCUCUGGCACUUGACACUGUGACAGAUCCCAAAACUGGCCCCUUAGCCAGAAAGUUUGGAGACCCCUGCUCUAAAGCAAUCACACGAGAGUUAAAUCAAAGGUUUAUAACGGAACAGCGGUACACGAGUAUGCAAUGUUUAAAUUAAAGUGUGGUGUAAAAUUUUUUUUUUUUUUUUGCGUAU
Molecule: messenger RNA, 5457 nt
Organism: Ixodes scapularis (black-legged tick)
Lineage: Eukaryota; Metazoa; Arthropoda; Arachnida; Ixodida; Ixodidae
Product: twisted gastrulation protein homolog 1
Exons: 5
Coding region: 489-2081 (530 amino acids)
Biological process (GO): regulation of BMP signaling pathway
Source: RefSeq, a predicted model, not a curated record